Messenger RNA from Doryrhamphus excisus (bluestripe pipefish), 997 nucleotides. It is a transcript of the gene gmnn, whose product is annotated as geminin DNA replication inhibitor. The record is from RefSeq and is a predicted model, not a curated record. NCBI's taxonomy places the organism in Eukaryota, Metazoa, Chordata, Actinopteri, Syngnathiformes, Syngnathidae. Gene Ontology annotation, biological process: negative regulation of cell cycle; negative regulation of DNA replication. Gene Ontology annotation, cellular component: nucleus.
GGCGUAUUUAAAGUGAGUGGCGGGAGCCGUUGUGAAUGACUUGUUCAAACGCCAGUGUCGUCUGCUAUCGUUUAUAACCGGCUUGUGAAGGAAAAUGAGUUUCGGUGGAAAAGUGAGACAACAUGUCACAGCGAGGUCCAAUGAAAACGCAAAAGUUAGCGUAAAGAACUUUUUCUCCCAAUCCCCAAAGACGAUGGGCUCCUCCAGACCGAUUGCUCAGGUCCUCCAACCCGUGGCCGUCAACACGCAGUUGGCAAAGACGAGCCAGGCUGCAAAGAGCAUCCCCAAGCGCAAACAGUGGAGCGCGGAGCAAAGCCGAGGCUUGAAGAGGGUGAAGGUGGAGGUGAAAUCGACACAGACUGAAGCCGCUUCCACAUUAAAUGACGACUGUGCCAGCGAUGCGUACGAGCUCAUGGUGAAAGAAACUCCACCUCCCGCCUACUGGAAAGAGGUGGCAGAGGAGCGUCGCAAGGCUUUGUUCAGUGUUCUACAAGAGAACGAGAAGUUGCACAAGGAUAUUGAGGCCAAAGAUGAGCAGAUAACUCGGCUGAAGGAUGAGAAUGACGAACUGCAGGAGCUGGCUGAGCACGUUCAGUACAUGGCUGACAUGAUUGAGAGGCUGACUGGGAAGAGUCCCAACAGCCUGGAGGAAAUGAGGGGGCUCGCCCUUGAUCAAGAAGAUGAAGAUGAGGAUGAUGUGAUCGAAGAGUGACUGCAGUGAGGCGGAAGAGGAACAAACUUCAGACCAGGAGCAGGAUUAACAGACCUCAUUGAAGGGGUACUUGACUCUUUUUGGAAGCUGCUACAAGUUUUGAAUGUAAAGGAAGGCUUUGGACAGUUAUUUAUGACCCCACCGUGGACUUGGCUAAUGAAAGUGGAACGCUGUAGAGGGCCGUGCAUGCUCCCGAAUGAGCUUUCAUCUUGACUAAAUUGUCACCUGGGUUAUUAAUGUUGCAACAAAAAUGGAUGUUUACAGGUUGUUUUUUUUUAAUUUAAA